Messenger RNA from Medicago truncatula (barrel medic), 2503 nucleotides. RefSeq lists its product as uncharacterized. The transcript is spliced from 11 exons. Gene Ontology annotation, molecular function: GTP binding. Lineage: Eukaryota; Viridiplantae; Streptophyta; Magnoliopsida; Fabales; Fabaceae. Bases 263 to 2257 code for a protein of 664 amino acids. The record is from RefSeq and is a predicted model, not a curated record.
ACCAUGUUUUUUCCUUUGUACCUUUGUUUUUUUCUUUCUCCCAUGUUUCAGUAACACUGCCUCCACGACACUGAUGCAACAAUCUCAAUCCAAAACUACUCUUACGGUGCCAUGUAACCCUUUUUUCUUCACUUAGUUAUAACCCUGUUAUUUCGUUGUUUGUUUCAUUUUCAUACAAAAAUCAAAGUGGGUGUGUUCUUGUUUCUGUGAAUGUUUUGUUAUUGUUUUUGAAAGCAUUAAGAGAGUUUAAUAUUGAAGCAUAAUGUCUAUUGAGGAAGUGUUAAGGAAUAAGCUUAGAAAAAAGCCUAAAUUUGGUGUAAGAAUUUCUAGGAACUCGUCUGGAAUUGUAACAGAUGAAGGGUUUAGAGGAAAUGAAGAAAAGAGUGGUUAUGAGAGGAGAAAGUUUCAUGAGAGAGGUGAAAAUGAUGAUAGAGGAAAUAGGUAUAAGGGGGAAUUGAAGAAAAAUGAGGAGUUUAGAAGAGGUGAAAAAAAGAGUGGUUAUGAGAGAAGAAAGUUUUAUGAAAGAGGUGAUAGAGAAAAUGGGUAUAAGGGGAAGUUGAAGAAAAAUGUGAACUUUGGAGGAACCGAAUCGGGUGAAGAGAGGAGCGGUGAUAAGUUUUAUGAGAGAGGGAAGUUGAGAAGUAGAAAGGAUGAGAAUGGUUUUAAGGAGGAUGCGGUUUUUGAUAGGGAAAAUGGGUUUAAGGGGAAGAUGAAGAAAAGGGUGAACUUUAGAGGAAGGGAAUCGGGUGAAGAAAGAAGUGGCGAGAAGUUUUAUGAGAGAGGAAAGGUGAAAACUUCUAGGGACUCGUCGAGAACUAGAAAUGAUGAGAAUCGUUUUAAAAAGGAUGUGGUCUUUGAUAGGGAAAAUGGGUAUAAAGGGAAGUUGAAGAAAAAUGUAAACUUUAAAGGAAUGGAAUCAGGUGAAGAAAGGAGCAGCGAGAAGUUUCAUGAGAGGGGAAAGUUGAAAAAUUUGGAUUCUUUUGGGAGGAAGAAGAGAGUAUUUGCUAAUGAGGAAGGGGUGGAUGAAAAUGAGAAAUCAUGGAGUGGUGUGAAGAUAUCGAAGAAGAAACCUUUGUUUAAGAAAGGGGAGAAGAAGGUGAAAGAUGAGACUGUGGAAGAGAAAACCGAUGAUGAACGUACAAUCUGGGAUUUCGGUAAAUUGAAGAAGGCAAAAUCCAAAAACAAGCUUUCAAAUCAAAGUUUGAAGGACAAGAAAGAAAUUGAUGGAAAAGAUGAUAGUGCUGAGAAAGUUAGAGAAGAAGUUGUGUAUCCUUCAGAAUCUGACAUGAAAAAACCAGGGUUGGAGGAUGAUGCUAAGAGACUAGAUGAUCGCCCCUUUAAGAAAAAGAAAAGGGUGAUGAGGAUUGAUCCAUAUGAUAUCUCAAACAAGAGACUAGAUGAUUCCAUUGCUGUUGAUGGAAGUAUAGAAGAGAAGGAGAAGAAAAAGGACGCGGAGAAAGAGCCUGAAAUGUCUCAGAACGCCCAAUUCCGUGCAAUACAGCCCAGCCCUUCAAUACUAACCUUUGUGGAAAAAAAUCUGUUGGGCAGGAGGCGCAUGAUAGAUAUAAAAAGGGCAGGCUACAAUAUAGAACUUCCUAUGCCAUUAGAUAACAUUCCCUUCUCUAAAAGUUCCGACAGAGAGAACAUUGAAGAAAAUGUUUUCAGAAACAGAUUGGAAUUUUUCGCUGCUGCGAAGGUCUCAUCAUCAUUUCCACCUCCUAAUCUUCCGGAGAUUGCAUUUGCUGGAAAGUCAAAUGUCGGUAAAUCAUCUCUUCUUAAUGCACUUACUAGACAAUGGGGGGUUGUACGGACAUCGGACAAGCCUGGCCAUACACAGACAAUAAACUUCUUCAACUUGGGAACAAAGCUUAGCUUAGUUGAUUUGCCGGGAUAUGGAUUUGCGUAUGCAAAAGACGAAGUGAAAGAAGCUUGGGAGGACCUUGUAAAGGAGUAUGUAUCAACACGAGUGGGUCUCAAACAAGUCUGCCUUUUGAUUGAUACAAAAUGGGGCAUGAAACCAAGAGAUAUUGAACUGAUUGACUUAAUGGAAAGAUCAAAAACUAAAUACCAGAUAGUAUUAACCAAGACAGAUACCGUUUUCCCAAUUGAUGUGGCGCGACGUGCCAUGCAAAUCGAAGAGAGUCUCUUGCCGAACAAGUCUGUAAUUCAACCUCUGAUGAUGGCCAGCUCGAAAUCUGGAGCAGGCAUCAGAAGCUUGAGAACUGUUCUUGCCAGCGUAGCUCGAUUUGUCAAAUAAAGGAUAUAAUAAGGCCAUGUGUUUUUUGCUGAUGUAGAAGUUUUACACCUGAAGACACCACCACGUAGGAAUAAUGACAUGUUUAUUGUUUUGAUAUCCAAUUUUAAGUGGCACGUCUCUGAUGUGUAGACUGCCAUUUUAAUUACCUUUUUGUCCAUUAAUUUAUGCUAAUUAACUUCAACAUUUUUUUUUAUUCCCUUGGUCAAAUAGAAUGGUUGCAUGCAUGCUUCCCACUUCUUUUCAAAA